Molecule: messenger RNA, 4834 nt
Organism: Camelus dromedarius (Arabian camel)
Lineage: Eukaryota; Metazoa; Chordata; Mammalia; Artiodactyla; Camelidae
Gene: VAV3
Product: vav guanine nucleotide exchange factor 3
Exons: 27
Coding region: 103-2646 (847 amino acids)
Biological process (GO): intracellular signal transduction; regulation of GTPase activity; cell migration
Cellular component (GO): cytoplasm; plasma membrane
Molecular function (GO): protein binding; guanyl-nucleotide exchange factor activity
Source: RefSeq, a predicted model, not a curated record
AAGGGGCCGGCCCCGGCGGGCGUCGGUGGGGCGGAGGAACCGCGGCGGCGGCCGCAUCCUCGCCGCCUGCCCCGGCCCGGCAGCGUCCCGGAGCCGUCGGGCAUGGAGCCCUGGAAGCAGUGCGCGCAGUGGCUCAUUCACUGCAAGGUGUUGCCCGCCAACCACCGGGUGACCUGGGACUCGGCGCAGGUGUUCGACCUGGCUCAGACCCUCCGCGAUGGAGUCCUGCUCUGCCAGCUGCUCAACAACCUCCGUGCACACUCCAUCAACCUGAAGGAGAUCAACCUGAGGCCGCAGAUGUCCCAGUUUCUCUGUUUGAAGAACAUAAGGACAUUCCUCACGGCCUGUUGCGAGACAUUUGGAAUGAGAAAGAGUGAACUCUUCGAGGCGUUUGACCUGUUUGAUGUUCGUGAUUUUGGAAAGGUAAUAGAAACAUUAUCACGACUUUCUCGCACUCCUAUAGCGUUGGCCACGGGAAUCAGGCCCUUCCCAACGGAAGAAAGCGUUAACGAUGACGACGUCUACAAAGGCCUGCCUGACCUGAUAGAUGAAACCCGUGCGGAGGACGAAGAGGGCCUGUACGACUGUGUGUACGGGGAGGACGAAGGUGGUGAGGUGUACGAGGACCUGAUGAAGGCAGAGGAAGCACAGCCGCCCAAAUGUCCAGAAAAUGAUAUACGAAGUUGCUGCCUAGCAGAAAUUAAGCAGACGGAGGAAAAAUAUACAGAAACAUUGGAGUCAAUAGAAAAAUAUUUCAUGGCACCGUUAAAAAGAUUUCUGACAGCAGCAGAAUUUGAUUCAGUGUUCAUCAACAUUCCUGAACUUGUGAAAGUUCACCGAAACCUAAUGCAAGAGAUUCAUGAUUCCAUUGUAAAUAAAAAUGACCAGAACUUGUAUCAAGUCUUCAUUAACUACAAGGAGAGGUUGGUUAUUUAUGGGCAGUAUUGCAGUGGAGUGGAGUCAGCCAUCUCUAGUUUAGACUACAUUUCGAAGACAAAAGAAGAUGUCAAACUGAAAUUGGAGGAAUGUUCCAAAAGAGCAAAUAAUGGGAAAUUUACUCUUCGAGAUUUGCUGGUGGUUCCUAUGCAACGUGUUUUAAAGUAUCACCUUCUUCUCCAGGAGCUGGUCAAACACACCAUGGAUCCUAUGGAGAAGGCCAAUCUGAAACUGGCCCUUGACGCAAUGAAGGACUUGGCACAAUAUGUGAAUGAAGUGAAAAGAGAUAAUGAGACCCUUCGUGAAAUUAAACAGUUUCAGCUAUCUAUAGAAAAUCUGAACCAACCAGUUUUGCUUUUUGGACGACCUCAGGGAGAUGGUGAAAUUCGGAUAACCACUCUAGACAAGCAUACAAAACAAGAAAGGCAUAUCUUCUUAUUUGAUCUGGCAGUGAUUGUAUGUAAAAGGAAAGGUGAUAACUAUGAAAUGAAGGAAAUAAUAGAUCUUCAGCAGUACAAAAUAGCCAACAAUCCUACAACUGAUAAAGAAAAUAAAAAGUGGUCUUACGGCUUCUACCUCAUCCACAUCCAAGGACAAAAUGGGUUGGAAUUUUAUUGCAAAACAAAAGAUUUGAAGAAAAAAUGGCUGGAACAGUUUGAAAUGGCUUUGUCUAACAUAAGGCCAGACCAUGCCGACUCCAACUUCCAUGAGUUCAAGAUGCACACCUUCAACCGGGUGACAUCCUGCAAAGUCUGCCAGAUGCUCUUGAGGGGAACAUUUUAUCAAGGCUAUUUGUGCUUUAAGUGUGGCGCUAGAGCGCACAAGGAAUGUUUGGGGAGAGUAGACAAUUGUGGCCGAGUUAAUUCCGCUGAACAAGGGACGCUCAAACCACCUGAGAAACGGACCAAUGGACUCCGAAGAACUCCCAGACAGGUGGAUCCAGGUUUACCAAAGAUGCAGGUCAUUAGGAACUAUACUGGAACGCCACCCCCCACUCUUCACGAAGGGCCCCCGCUGCACAUCCAGGCAGGAGACACGGUUGAACUCCUGCAAGGGGAUGCGCACAGUCUGUUUUGGCAGGGUAGAAAUUUAGCAUCCGGAGAGGUUGGAUUUUUUCCGAGUGAUGCUGUGAAGCCUUGCCCCUGUGUGCCCAAACCAGUAGAUUAUUCUUGCCAACCCUGGUAUGCUGGAGCAAUGGAAAGAUUGCAGGCAGAGACUGAACUUAUUAAUAGGGUAAAUAGUACUUACCUUGUGAGGCACAGGACCAAAGAGUCAGGAGAAUAUGCAAUUAGCAUUAAGUACAAUAAUGAAGCAAAGCACAUCAAGAUUUUAACAAGAGAUGGCUUUUUUCACAUUGCAGAAAAUAGGAAGUUUAAAAGUUUAAUGGAGCUGGUGGAGUACUACAAGCAUCACUCUCUCAAAGAAGGGUUCAGAACCUUGGAUACAACUCUGCAGUUUCCAUACAAGGAGCCAGAACAUUCAGCUGGACAGAGGGGUAGCAGAGCAGGCAACAGCUUGUUAAGUCCAAAGGUGCUGGGCAUUGCCAUCGCCAGGUAUGACUUCUGUGCAAGAGAUAUGCGAGAACUGUCCCUGUUGAAAGGAGACGUGGUGAAGAUUUACACGAAGAUGAGUGCGAACGGCUGGUGGAGAGGAGAAGUGAACGGCAGGGUGGGCUGGUUUCCAUCCACGUAUGUGGAAGAGGAUGAAUAAAUUCCAAUCCAGCGUUGCACCCUGCACCGGGACUCUCAGAGAAAGGAUAAACAGAAGCCUGCGCAGCAUUAUGAAGUCACUGAAGGGUGUAAGAAGCUGCCUUUCUGGCUAUUCAGCACCCUUCCCCCCGUCCCCUCCCAAGUCCUAACGCUGGGAUUUCUAAAGAUGCUGCUGCUGACAGAUUAAUGGCUUGCCUGGAGCUGCGCAAGAAUCAGCCUGCCAGUCUGUCGUCACCAGAGACCAGGGCAGAGCCAAAGGCCCUUCUUCCCAGAAGAGCCCUGCACACACACACUGGUUCAUGCUUCUUUUUACUUCGUCCAGUCAGACGCCAGGAACGCCAGCCGUCAGUAAAUGCUUAGCACGUAUUUACUUUCUUCUCACGUGCCAUUCACCAGAGUUUCUGAUGGUACAGAGCAGCAGCAGGUUGAUUUUGCCCUUCCGAGCGUAUAUUAAAAUUAAGAGUUCUGCCACUGGGGCGGUUUAUUGGAAAGGUCCAGCAGCACUUGUCUUAAAUUGCCUCACAAGGUGGCUCACUGCCUGGCAAGCACUUUUACCCCCAGACGUUACUCGCGGUAAAACACGAGAGGCAGAGGCUCAGGUUUGCCUCUUAAGUGAUAGAUCGCAGGGGGGUUAACUAUUCAUCUGAUGUCCUGAUUGUAUUUGCAAACUUCAUAAAAAGAAAACCUACAAGAGUGUGCACAAAAGAAUGUCUUCCUAGUAAAUCUUCAGAACUGCCAUGAUUUCUUAGGGUUACUGUGGAAAUGUGCUUUAUGAGAGAAUCUUGGCUGAGAACGUUUUAGGUAGUUGUAAAUAACCUGCACUAAGUGUGGCACUGUUUACAGAAACAGAUCAAGGGCUGCGAUUUUUAAGUAAGUCGUUUUAGAGACGCAACAUCUAUUAACAUAUGCUUUUUUCUCCCCCACCACCUCUCCCGCCCUCCAAAAAAAUACCUGGGACCUACUUGCUGGUUCUCACAUCUCCCUGGAAUAUUUGCAGUAGCACAAACAAGGCUGUUGAGGAUUUCUGAAGUAAAGCACAGCAAGGUCCUUCAUGCAUUUCGGGGACAGGAGGAGGGUCCCUGGACUUUUCUGGUCUUACAGUGGCUUCCGGCUCUGAGACUCUUCCCACCUGCAGGCCAUUUCUGGGUGUGUGCUAACUGGUGGGAAGGCCAGUGUGUGGUGCAUUUAUUUGACCAAGUCUUCACUGUUCAUGUGAGGAGUCUAAGUCCAUUCUCCCUGGGAUGUGCAGAGUGCCCAGUCAAGACAGCCAAGUUGACAAUAACUUGGCCCUUUCCUGAUGAAGUAUUUUCCCCACGGCAGAAGUCAUGUUCUGACAAGAGUCAGAGAGUGUUUCAUGUUUGAAAAGAACAUUAGAAGCAUUAACGUAAUAGAACCAAACUAGGAAUGAUUUAGUUCAGAAAUUCUGGACCAUCUCUCAAGGGCAGUGGGCGUGGCUGGCCUCCUCCCCAGCCCAGCAGCGCGCCAGGACGAUGUCCAGUGAACACAUCCCCGCUCAGAGACCCUCGUGGGCCAGGACUUCUCAAAUAGGGUAGAUUCAGGACCUUUACCUCAGAAUUAUGUAAACUGUGAUUGUGUUUUAGAAAAAUUUGCUAAAACCAGUUAAGCUUUUGUAUAUGUGUAAAUGAUCAUAAAAUCGAGCUUUAUAAAAUGUUCUGUACAGUCAAGUCAUACCCUCAAGGGGUAUCCUGGAGUGGAUUCUUUCCUAUAAAGUCUUAUCUGCAGCUCUGUCUGGGGAGUGUUUCGCCUGUUACUGUCUGCCAGAUGUUGUUCUGGAGAGAGCAGCUCCACACACGUGGAAACACUCCUGCGCACAGUGUUACAGCUUAUGCGGUUUCUUUGUUGUUUUAGCCAACAGACCCCCUCCCUUGCGGUGGCGUGUUGUCUUCUUGCUGCAUUUCAUGGACCUGUGGGUUUCCCGGCAGAGGUUACUAAAGCCCUUUCUCAUGAUGUUACCGGUUACAUCUCUAUGUUUCAUAUUCUGUACUGAAAAUUUUAAAUGCUGCGAAUUUGUGUAGAUUUCUAAUACCAAAGACAGAAGUAAAUGUUUUUCCAGAUACUUUGUCUUGCCUGUAUGCAGCCCCGUGCAGUAGGGUGAAUUAGAGUGGUGUUUCACUUUGUAAUAUUUUGUAAAUAUGUCAAUACAAUAAAUAGUUACUACUUGCAUUAAA